This is a messenger RNA of Morchella importuna, 543 nucleotides long. RefSeq lists its product as uncharacterized. NCBI's taxonomy places the organism in Eukaryota, Fungi, Ascomycota, Pezizomycetes, Pezizales, Morchellaceae. Bases 1 to 543 code for a protein of 180 amino acids. The transcript is spliced from 2 exons. The record is from RefSeq and is a predicted model, not a curated record.
AUGUUCUGGACACCUGCCAGGAUAGCAGUUACGAGAGCAGCUGACUCAUUCCUGGAUGCUGGUGCUCGAGGCAGUGGGGGUAGUGGUGGUGGUCUAGGACUUUCAUCGCCUCUGGGCGAACCUCCUCCUCCUCUGAGUAAACCUCUUCCUCCUGCGCGUGAGCCUCCCCUCCUCCGAAUGAACCUCCUCCUCCUCCGUGUGAACCUCCUCCUCCUCCGUGCCAACCUGCUCAGUACCAACUUCCUCCUUCCCCAGACGGUAGUGGUGGUGGAGGACCAGCUGGAGGCGGUGGUGGUGGUGGUGAUUGGCCAGCUGGAGCUAGUAGUAUUGGCCGUUGUGAUUGUGGUGGUGAUGGUGGUUGUGAUCGUGCUGGUUGUCAUAGUGGAGGAGCCUGAGGCAAUUGAGGCACCAAACGUGAAGGAAAUAGUUGAUACUAGCCGGUCAGACUAUGAUGAUGCUCCAGAGAACAAUCACGAUAGCUCUGAGGAGGAUGAGAAUGAACCAAAGGAUGGACCUCAUGACGCCUUCCCAUCUUACACCUAG